GGUCUCGGGGACCAGGCUGCUUUCAGGCAGCAGGGGGGCAGCGCGUCUGCCCCUGUUCAACCUUGUAAGGAUGAUUCCUCAAAAAAAAAAAGCUUAUGCGCAGGCGAGGACGUGGCUGCAGCAGCUGUGGGCCUGCGUUGCGCCCCAGGCAGCGGCGCCGCCAGUGACGGACGCGGGCUUCAUGCUGGGGGACCGCAUGGGUAUGUGGGCCUCAGGCCCGCGGGGGGCGGGCGCGCUGCUGUGGAGCACUUUGCGGGCCACCUUCUUGUACGCCGUCUGGUGUGCGUACUGGUCCCGCGAGCCUGCUAAGCAGACGUCGGAGCAUGUGGUUCGGGAGGUUGUCAGCGAGCUGCGCAGGGUGAUGCAGCUGCGUUUCACUGCCGCCACGCUAACCCCUCAAACCCUGUCGGCUCUGCCCACUCAGCUUCUCACCGCUCAGCUCAAGGCGGCUAAGCUGGAGCACUUUGUUGCCAUCUGGUCGGCGGGUGGCGCGCUUUGUGAAGUGGAGGAGGUUCAGGCUCUGGCUGGCGUCGCAGCGCCUGGGCGGCUGUGGGACUUCCUGCACAGCGCGUCUUGCAGCGGGCUGGAGCCCGCUUAAAUUAGUCAGCGCCACAUCUGGCCCGUUUAGUUCUCUGCUUGUGUCUCCUCUGCCGGUUCUCCUGGGGUGUUGCUUAAGCAACCGACUUGUGGGGUGGGUGGGUUUGGGCGGGGCGAGUGCGUAGCGCUGGUGUUUCGUUUCUGGCGCGCGGUGGUGGUGGUUCUUGCGGUUAGGCUGUGGUGUAGGUUGGUGCUUGGGUUAGGUCUGG
Molecule: messenger RNA, 806 nt
Organism: Chlamydomonas reinhardtii
Lineage: Eukaryota; Viridiplantae; Chlorophyta; Chlorophyceae; Chlamydomonadales; Chlamydomonadaceae
Exons: 2
Coding region: 71-598 (175 amino acids)
Source: RefSeq, a predicted model, not a curated record